CGGGGGCUUGUCGCUCUCUCGCUCUCGCUCGCUUUCUUUCUUUCUUUCUUCUCUCUCUCUCUCUCUCUCUCUCUCUCUCUCUCUCUCUCUCUCUCUCCUCCGCUCUCUCGUCCGUCGCUCUCUCCCUUUCUUCUCUCUCUGCACACUCUCGCACACACACGCGCACGCACACACACGAGCGACACUCGCCCGCUCGCUCCCGGGAACAUGGCGGCGAGUCAGGGCAGCGGCGGCGGCGGCGGCGGUGGCGGCGGGGGCAGUCCGGCUCCCGGGCCCGCGGCCGUGGCGGGGGCGGGGGCGGGCCCGGGGGCGGGUCCGGGCCCGGGCCCAGGGCCGGCUCUCUUCGGCCAGCCCUUCUCGGGCGGGCCGCAGUGGCCCCCGGGGAGCCUGCAGCCCCCGCCGGCGGCCGGCCGAAGCCUGGACCGGGCCCUCGAGGAGGCGGGCACGUCGGGCAUCCUGAGCCUCAGCGGCCGCAAGCUCCGCGACUUCCCGGGCUGCGGCUACGACCUCACAGACACCACGCAAGCAGAUCUUUCAAGAAAUCGAUUUACAGAGAUUCCUUCUGAUGUCUGGUUAUUUGCACCACUCGAGACCCUAAAUUUGUAUCAUAAUUGCAUCAAAGCCAUUCCUGAAACCAUAAAAAACCUGCAGAUGUUAACAUACCUUAAUAUUAGUCGAAAUCUUUUAUCAACAUUGCCAAAAUAUCUGUUUGAUCUCCCGCUUAAAGUUUUGGUUGUCAGUAAUAAUAAACUGGUAUCCAUUCCUGAAGAAAUAGGAAAAUUAAAAGAUUUGAUGGAAUUGGAUAUUAGCUGCAAUGAAAUUCAAGUCCUUCCCCAACAAAUAGGAAAAUUACAUUCACUUAGAGAAUUAAACAUAAGAAGAAACAAUCUUCAUAUGUUGCCAGAUGAAUUGGGAGAUCUCCCCUUAGUCAAGCUGGAUUUUUCUUGUAACAAAGUAACAGAAAUUCCAGUUUGUUAUAGGAAACUCCGUCAUUUACAAGUGAUAAUUUUGGAUAACAAUCCAAUGCAGAUACCACCAGCACAGAUAUGUUUAAAGGGUAAAGUACACAUAUUUAAAUUCUUAAAUAUUCGAGCAUGUUGCAGAAUAGAGAAGAAGCCAGACUCCUUGGAUCUUCCUUCAUUAGGUAAAAGAAUUCCGUCUCAGCCUCUCACAGACAGUAUGGAAGAUUUCUAUCCGAAUAAAAACCAUGGUCCUGAUUCUGGUAUUGGAAGUGAUAAUGGAGAGAAACGAUUAUCUACAACUGAACCAUCAGAUGAUGACACAAUCAGCCUUCACUCUCAAGUAUCAGAAUCAACCAGGGACCAGACUCUAAGAAAUGACAAUCACUUGAUGGGAAGCAAACUUGACCCUCAUAAAGACCAGGAGGUGUAUGAUUACAUUGACCCCAACCCAGAGGAUGUAGCAGUUCCUGAGCAAGGAGAUGCACAUAUUGGAUCAUUUGUUUCCUUUCUGAAGGGAAGAGAAAAAUUUUCUGAGAAAUCUCAGAAAAAUGAAGAAUGGGGAGAUGAGAAAAGGAUUCAGAAAGAGCAGUUCCUUGCAGAGGAAGAAGAUGAUGAUUUGAAGGAAGUUACUGAUUUAAGGAAAAUAGCUGCUCAGUUAUUGCAGCAGGAGCAGAAGAACAGACGGAGACCUUUAAGUUAUAGAACAUCAUUCAGUGAAAAACUCUUCCAGAAGACCAGAGCAGCAGGACGUGCAUCAAGGCUUCUUAAUCAUUCAUCUUCAGUAAACCCAAGAAACAGACCUAAGCAAACUGUGGAAUUUGAAAAAAGUGUCUUGGCAGAUGAAGUCAACUCUGCAUUGUCACCCUUCAUGUGGCAGUCUUUAGGGAAUCAAAAGGAUCCAGUUGAUGAACAGCAGUGGCCUGAAACGCAACCUCUAAUCUGGCAGAAUGAAGAAAGGAGGCGAAGCAAACAAAUUAGAAAGGAAUAUUUCAAGUAUAAAUCCUCAAGGAAGAAUUCAAGUGGAAACGAACAUGAUGAGCAAGACAGUGAUAAUGCUAAUGUGUCCCCACAGUCUCCAGUGUCAUCCGAGGAUUAUGACAGAACUGACAGUUUUUCACACGGUCCCUUUGGCCUGAAACCUAGAUCAGCUUUCAGUCGUUCAUCUCGCCAGGAGUAUGGGACAGCAGAUCCUGGAUUUACAAUGAGAAGAAAGAUGGAACAUUUAAGGGAGGAAAGGGAGCAAAUACGACAACUUCGUAAUAAUCUUGAAUCGAGGUUAAAAGUAAUUUUGCCUGAUGACAUUGGAGCUGCAUUAAUGGAUGGAGUAGUUCUUUGCCAUUUAGCCAAUCACAUAAGGCCACGCUCUGUAGCUAGUAUUCAUGUACCAUCACCAGCAGUGCCUAAGCUAAGCAUGGCAAAAUGUCGAAGAAAUGUAGAAAACUUUCUCGAUGCUUGUAAAAAAUUGGGGGUGUCCCAGGAAAGACUCUGCCUGCCGCACCAUAUUUUGGAAGAAAGAGGCCUGGUGAAAGUUGGGGUCACAGUUCAGGCUCUUCUGGAGCUGCCUACUACUAAAGCGUCUCAACUGUCAGCAGCUUGACAUGACUGAAAACAAUUAUGCAAAAAACCAAUUCUAGUUUUAUUUAUUUGUACUCAUUUUAAGCACCUCAACUUUCUGAAUGAGAAUGGCCAAUCAAAAAGUGUCUUUCUUUUAUUAUAUAGAUAAAAUUGAAGUCAAAUCAAAGCUUAAGUAAUUAAGCUUCUUUCGAAAUGAGAUUGACAAAGCAGUUUCUCAUGUACUCAGAUUCUUUUUACCAAGUCAAUCAAUAAUGUUUGAUUAUUUUUUUUGAGAAACUAGAUUAUUGGUAAAUUGAAAAUGCGGCUUGCAUAUUUUGAAAUCUUAACAUAAUGGUAGAUAUCAGAUAAAUUAAUCCAUUUUUACUAAUUCCAAAAAGUCCUCUAUUUGAGUUCUUAAUUACACUCAAAUAUAAUUUCUAUGCUUCACAAAUUCUCCAGUCUUUAGGGAGUUGAAUACCUACAUGGAACAAAGAGUCAGCAAAAAAGGCUUCUGCUCGAUUCUUUUAGUCUGUUAGAUUGUGCUGGAGACUGUUUACAUGGGAAGUGCCUGUGGAAUUGAUGACUCUUAGAGUCUUAUACCUUUUUGGAAUUUCUCUAUGUAUGGAUGUGUUCGUUAGAACUUGCCGAUAUUUUCCUAGUUUUCUGUCAGGCCAGUGAUGUGUGAGGAUUGAAAUGCACCUCACGAUGUUUUAUUGCACACUAUUUUUUAGUUAUUUCAUGUUGUCAAAAAUAAUAUGUGAUUUAUUUAUACUAUUUAAUUCUACAAAACUUAAUCAUCUUUUAAAA
This is a messenger RNA of Dromiciops gliroides (monito del monte), 3323 nucleotides long. It is a transcript of the gene LRCH2, whose product is annotated as leucine rich repeats and calponin homology domain containing 2. Gene Ontology annotation, molecular function: protein binding. The record is from RefSeq and is a predicted model, not a curated record. NCBI's taxonomy places the organism in Eukaryota, Metazoa, Chordata, Mammalia, Microbiotheria, Microbiotheriidae. The coding region runs from base 208 to 2559 and encodes 783 amino acids. The transcript is spliced from 22 exons.